Molecule: messenger RNA, 3575 nt
Organism: Fopius arisanus
Lineage: Eukaryota; Metazoa; Arthropoda; Insecta; Hymenoptera; Braconidae
Gene: Mtr4
Product: exosome RNA helicase Mtr4
Exons: 3
Coding region: 107-3160 (1017 amino acids)
Biological process (GO): maturation of 5.8S rRNA; RNA catabolic process
Cellular component (GO): nucleus
Molecular function (GO): RNA helicase activity; RNA binding; ATP binding
Source: RefSeq, a predicted model, not a curated record
UAUUCCGAUCUAACCUAGACGAGAUUUUCUAACCUUUGCUUCAAAAAUAGAUAAACAUUUUCCGUGUGAAUAUAAGUCAGUACAUGGUUUUUUAAUAUCGUUAAAAAUGGCUGAUUUUGACACAGACUUGUUUAAUGCUUUUGAAGAAGCCAACGACAAUGUCGUAGAAAUUAUUCCACAAACCACUGAACCAGAAGCCGGAAGUUCCAGUCACAAGAACGAUGAAGCUAGCACGAAUCGGAAACGCGAAAACGAUGAUGUCGAUGACGCGGGCACGAAGAAGAUGAAAGUCGAGUCAAUUCUUGAUGACAUCAACGUUGAUGAGCUAGUCUCGCAAAUAAAGAUCCACAAAAUAGAAGCUAUCGAAUCAUGUACUCACGAAGUGGCAGUCCCUCCAGACCACGACUACAUUCCUUUGGAGAUUAAAACAACCCCUCCGGCAAAAGAAUAUAAAUUCAUUCUCGAUCCAUUUCAACGAGAAGCCAUUCUCUGCAUCGAAAACAAUCAAUCAGUUUUGGUCUCAGCUCACACGUCAGCUGGCAAAACCGUAGUAGCUGAAUAUGCCAUUGCCUGUUCGUUGAGAGACAAACAACGAGUUAUUUAUACAACCCCAAUCAAAGCUCUGAGUAACCAAAAAUAUCGAGAGUUCUAUGAAGAAUUCAAAGACGUUGGGCUUAUUACCGGAGAUGUUACGAUAAAUCCAACAGCUAGUAUUCUGAUCAUGACCACAGAAAUUCUGAGAAAUAUGUUGUAUAGAGGAUCAGAAGUGAUGAGAGAAGUAGGAUGGGUGAUUUUUGAUGAAAUUCAUUAUAUGAGGGAUAAGGAGCGAGGGGUUGUAUGGGAGGAAACAUUAAUUUUAUUGCCUGAUAAUGUACAUUAUGUUUUCCUCUCAGCCACCAUUCCCAAUGCUCGACAAUUUGCCGAGUGGGUAGCACAUCUUCACCAUCAACCUUGUCACGUAGUUUACACUGACUACCGUCCAACACCUUUGCAGCAUUAUAUAUUUCCAGCUGGAGGUGAUGGUAUCCACUUAGUAGUAAAUGAGGACGGUCAGUUUAAAGAGGACAACUUUAAUAGAGCGAUGGCCUGUCUUCAGAACUCGGGUGAAGCUUCUAAAGGUGACCAAAAAGGCAGAAGGGGUGGGUUCCGCGGAGGGAGUGCUGAUUCCUCCAACAUCUUCAAGAUUGUCAAAAUGAUUAUGGAGAGGAACUUUGCUCCAGUCAUCAUUUUCAGUUUUUCUAAGAAGGAUUGCGAGCUGUAUGCUAUGCAAAUGGCACAAUUAGACCUCAAUUCGCCUCAAGAAAAAUUACUAGUUGAUGAAGUAUUCAUGAAUGCCAUGGAUGUGUUGAGCGAGGAGGAUAAAAAGUUGCCUCAAGUGGAAAAUGUACUUCCGCUGCUGCGAAGAGGAAUCGGAAUCCAUCAUGGAGGCUUACUUCCGAUUUUGAAGGAGACGGUAGAGAUCCUUUUUGGUGAAGGAUUGAUAAAAGCCUUGUUUGCUACUGAAACAUUUGCUAUGGGGUUGAACAUGCCUGCAAGGACAGUUUUAUUCACAGCCCCAAGGAAAUUUGAUGGGAAAGAGUUCAGGUGGAUUACAUCAGGUGAAUAUAUUCAGAUGUCAGGACGUGCUGGCAGAAGAGGCCUCGACGAGAAGGGAAUAGUCAUUCUAAUGAUUGAUGAACAAGUCAGCCCUGUAGUAGGAAAGGCAAUUGUUCAGGGAAAAGCAGAUCCAAUUAACUCCGCUUUUCACCUGACUUAUAACAUGGUUUUGAAUCUUUUAAGAGUCGAGGAGAUUAACCCGGAGUACAUGUUAGAAAGAAGUUUCUAUCAAUUCCAGAAUCAAGCCGCCAUUCCGGAUCUUUAUAACAAAGUAAAAGAAUUACAACAAACUUAUGAUCAAAUCGAAGUUGAAAAGUUCACGCAAAUUUCGGCAUACCAUGAGAUUCGGGAACAGCUAGAUAAAUUUGGAGGAGAUUUCCGGAAUUAUUUGACGAAGCCAGAGUACCUUGUUCCAUUUCUGCAACCUGGAAGAAUGGUGAAAAUAAAGAAUCAACAUGCAUUCGACUGGGGAAUCGUAGUCAAUUUCAAAAAGAAAAAUUCGAGAAAUCCUAAAGAAAGCGCAAGCAUAAUUGUUGACGUUCUUCUUCAUGUAUCCAAGAACUCGAAAGAAGACGCUCCAAUCCCGUGUGCUCAGGGUGAGGAAGGCGAAGUUGAAGUCGUGCCCGUCCUACAUACUUUAAUCUCCCAAAUAAGUUCGCUCAGACUCAAAUAUCCCAAGGAUUUAAGACCCGCAGAUAAUCGUAAGAAGGUCUUAAAAACUAUUCAGGAAGUAAAAAGACGGUUUCCAGAUGGUCCUCCACUCCUAAAUCCUAUAACUGAAAUGAGGAUUGAAGAUUCGCUAUUCAAAGAUAUUGUAAAAAAAAUUGAAAUAUUAGAGGAAAGAUUAUAUAAACAUCCGCUACACAAGGAUCCACAUCUUGAUGAAAUUUACAAUAAUUUUUCUAAGAAGCAAGAUGUGGGAAUGAAAUUGAAAGAGGCGAAGCAGGAACUGAAACAGGCCAAGUCUGUGCUUCAGAUGGAUGAAUUAAAAUGCAGGAAGAGGGUUUUGAGGAGAAUGGCCUACUGCACUGCUGCAGAUGUUAUCGAGCUCAAGGGACGAGUUGCCUGUGAAUUGAAUGGUGCAGAUGAAUUACUGCUUACUGAAAUGAUUUUCAAUGGCUUAUUCAAUUCGUUGAGUAUACCACAGGUUGCUGCAUUACUAAGUUGUUUUGUUUGUGAUGAAAAGUCCUCAGAAAUGCCAAAAACCACUAAUGAGCUGAGUGGGCCAUUGAGACAGAUGCAGGAUCUUGCCAGAAGAAUUUCUAAAGUGUCCUCCGAGGCCCAUUUGGAACUUGAUGAGGAUUCAUAUGUGGAGAGCUUCAAACCAUAUCUAAUGGAUGUUGUGUAUGCUUGGUGCAAAGGCGCCAGUUUUCUCCAGAUCUGCAAGAUGACGGAUAUUUUUGAGGGAUCCAUCAUCAGAUGUAUGAGACGACUCGAGGAAGUUUUGAGACAACUAACACAAGCUGCAAAGAAUAUUGGAAAUACUGAUUUAGAGAAUAAAUUCAGUGAGGCCAUUAAAAUUAUGAAACGUGACAUCGUUUUUGCAGCCUCGCUUUAUUUGUAAUGAAUAUCGUUUGAAAAUCUAUUUCGGUACAAAUAUGAAACUCAGAUGAGUUGAUUUCAUGUAGCAAAUAUGAAAAGAAUAUUGAAUGAAAUUGUAGAUUUCUUCCAAUUUAUAGAUUUUUUUAUUUUCCAAAAACAGAUCUCGGUUUAAAACAUACAAUACAAGAAUCGAGGGUAGGUCCUUCCUUUCAAAUCAUCGAAUAACAUUUGUUUUCAAAAUUUUCAUCGUUUGUCUUUACUUGAUUUGUUUUGUAUCUUUUUACUGUGUUCUUAUAAAAUAGAGCUUGUGUGUAAUACCAUGUCAGAUUAAAAAGAUACAGCACAUUUAUUUUUUAAUUUCUAGGACGAAAGACAACGCAUUUCAAUGUUGUCGGGCUAAAAAAUGGAUGAAUUUUCAAUAAAUAAAUACAAUUUUU